Messenger RNA from Guillardia theta CCMP2712, 1539 nucleotides. RefSeq lists its product as hypothetical. Lineage: Eukaryota; Cryptophyceae; Pyrenomonadales; Geminigeraceae. The coding region runs from base 1 to 1539 and encodes 512 amino acids. Gene Ontology annotation, molecular function: protein binding. The record is from RefSeq and is a predicted model, not a curated record. The transcript has a single exon.
AUGGCAUUGACCCGGGUCAAGGGGAGCGCGAGGAGGAGGGAGAGGCCGAGUCUGCGUCCGGGCGAUGGUGGAGGGAGAGGGGAGGAUGCGAUGAGUAGUCUGGAAGCAGCGAGAGAGCCCACAGACUUGCUGUCUGACGGGUACGAGAGUGAAGACUCCAACAGCGAACGAGUCAUCGCCCUCCUCAAAAGCGGAAUACGCGCAAGGCAGUCGGACAACCUGUGUGGAGCUCGAUCGCACUUUGCUCGGGCAGCAAGGAUACAGCAAAGCAGGGGAAGGCAGAGGAGCAAACUUGAUCUGUGGUUGAGGUCGUUGGCAGAUUCCUGGGGAAAGGCGAGAGUGCGAAAAGCAGCAUUGGAUGUACAAAGGACGUAUAGAGGCAUGCUCGGAAGAGAAGAGUGCCGAUGGAUAAGGCAUGAUCGGAUGAAGCAACAGAGAGCGAAGACGGACAAGCGACAAAGAGCGCUAUCCAUACAGGUAGAGGCAGCAAAGGUUGCACAGAGACACGUUCGUCGCUUCUUGGCGAUGAUCAGUUUUGAUGCGGCGACGCAGCACAAGGUGAAGGAUUGUGCGGCCUCUUGCAUGCAGGGAUACCUCCGACGUCGCUUGCAGAAGGAAUGGAGUAGCAUGCGACAAGAUCUGCCUCGCUGGCUGCGGACGUUUGUUGAAGUGAGGAGGUACAGAAAGCUGAGAGCAGCCAGCACCGAGCUUCAGAGUCGAAUACGCAGGAGAGGGUGCGCUUCUAUCCAACAAAUCUGUUCCUCCCAUUCGAUCAUCUCACGUUAUAUGAUGAUGCUCAAGCAGCGCUCGGAGUUCAACGCAAUGCAGAUCUUGGGACCUUAUCUGGUGUCGCGGAACGCAAGGAAACAUUGGUGUAGACUGCUGCAGUCUCAUGAAACCAUCGCUGCUCGCCUUGUAAGAAUUUGUGUUCAGAUGCAAAAGGAGAGGAGAUUAGAGGCGCUGGCAUGUUUGUGUUCGUGUUUUCAAAGAAGUUGGUCUGUUCGCGAAUAUUCUAAGCUCAUCGAACAAUCCGACAUGACAGUACGUCACAACAGCUAUGAAAGAAUCGCACAGACUGUCGUAAUGUAUCGUGACCGAAGAGAGUUCUUGACAUUCAGGGCUAGCACAAUUUUGUUGCAAGCUCGUUUGCGACGCUCUCUCGAAUAUGCCUUGGUCUGCUUUCAUCUUGUUUCGAUGAAGACCUUGCAAGGAGAACACAAAGAGAUGCCACGAGACGUUUCACACGAUGAGUGCCCAGCAAUUCAGAACGAGCAUGAAGAUCAGAUUGAGGAGCUUGAAUCUGAGAACAGUCUGCCGUAUCAGACGCAGCAACUCAAAUCAGUCUUCGUGUUCUCCUUCACUGCCCAGGAGUUGAAAGACGACGACCUUGUUCUACUUACUCGAGAGCGAGAGCGAAUCAGCAGGAGAAUGGCAAGAUCGCAAGGCGAUGUCGAGCUCUUGUUUCCUCAUGAGCUGGCCUGUGGAAGCCCCAUAGCUUCUCGCCUCGCUUUGAGGCAUCUGAUGACGAGCAAGAAGUGA